AUGCCAGACACUCUCUCGCCCCCGUCGCAAGCGAGCGGCAACUCGAAUGCAAGCCAUCUCUCCCAGUCGAAGAAGGCGUCUUUGGCCGAAGCGACAGCUGUCAAGCUCAUCACCCAUCCCUUCGAUCCUCACGCAUACACUCGUGCUGUCCACCUCUGUAACUCGACCGGCCAAUUGCCCGUCGAAGAGAAGGUCGACGAAGAGGAGCAGCCUGGCAGGGCUCCUGGCAAGAAGAAGAAGGUGGCUAAGAUCGACAUGGCCGCCGCCUCCCAAGCGCCGUACUUCGAGACUUUCGAUGGUACCGAUGGCCACACCUACAUCCACCGCGAGUGCGCCGUGACGGGUAUUGCGCAGUCGGGAAGGCUGGAAGUGGCGCACUUGGUUGCACGUGAGGUCGGAGACACGGUCGGGACGCUGGUCAAUGCGGGAGUUCUGCCGAAGGGAUCCGUCCACGAUGAUCCCUGGAACAAAGUUCCCCUCUGCCACGACAUCCACAACGCCUUAGACCACCAGCAUCUGUCUCUCGCUCCGAUCGAAGACGAAGUUAUCGCCCGCCUCGUCGCUGAGAUUCGAUAUCAGGAGAUGCGAUGCGACGAAGAUCCUGUGCGACCUCCCUUCUCGCUCUUUUACGCCCGCCUCGAUGGACGACCCGUCUUUGUCGAGCUCUUCUUCGACGUUGAUUCUCGCCGCAAAUACAUCCUCCGCUGGACUACCUGGGACGACGACUCGUCCAGUAUGUGGUCUACGCGACGAACACAGGAGGAGAUGCUCGCGACAGCUCAUCGACCUGGCCUGCCGCCUUUCCUCUUCUACUGCAGUGGCAAUGCAGUCAUUGCGACGAUGAGGAAGCGGAUCGCCCAGCUUGAGCCGGCGCCAGACGAGAUUGUCGAACGGACGGCGAUUCUGCAGGCCUUGGUUCAGGAUUUGUGGGCUCUGUGGAUGUUGACGGACGCAGCCAAGGGGAAGCAGCGCGCGCAGCGUGCCGCGACCGCUCUCCGCCGUCACUUCCCGAACUCGCCCUACACCGCCCUGCUCGACGCGCCCGGUUUCACCUACGACCAGAUCCCGCUCCCAUCUCCCAGCACGUACACCGACACAGGCGGUUACUUCAUCCGAGCUUACGCGAACGGCAAAAGUGCCCCCCUCCUCCGCCCGCUCGCCAUCGCCGACGAUCAUGACGAAGCAUUGAGCGCCUCAAACGACAGCGCUUCUUGCAGUUCGGACGCAGCCUCGUCAUCGCCUCACCCUUCCCUCACCGCAUACGAGACGCUGGAUGAGUCGACCGCUUUCGCGCAGAGCGACGAAUCUUUCUCGAAGGAUGAGACUUCGCAUGGCGGCGAGAGCUUUGAAACGAGGACGUUUGAGAAGGGGGGGCAGCGGGCGAAGUGGGAACUGUCGGAGUGGUUGCAGGAGCAGCAGGUCGAGCAGACUGCGGUCUGA
Rhodotorula toruloides NP11 is the source of this 1440-nucleotide messenger RNA. RefSeq lists its product as uncharacterized. The record is from RefSeq and is a predicted model, not a curated record. The coding region runs from base 1 to 1440 and encodes 479 amino acids. The transcript is spliced from 4 exons. Lineage: Eukaryota; Fungi; Basidiomycota; Microbotryomycetes; Sporidiobolales; Sporidiobolaceae.